UCUGACCGAGGCCCGUAAGAUCGCAGACCCCUCGUUUUUUUGCCAUUUCAUUCUGAUCUUAGUGCCGUCAUUCAUGGAUGUGCACGCAGAGGCGGGUCCGUUGCACGUGCAGGCGGUGGAUGAGCCACCGGGAGGCGCCACCGUGACCGUCACUGCCGCGCAGUUUCAGCCCCAAACUGUGCCGGGGAGCGACGGCGGGGAUGACCUGCAGGAACCGGGCGCUGGAGCUCAGACACCGUCACCGGCAGCCGCGGCGGCUGAUCCCAUCACGGAGAUCGAGAGCGAGGAUGGAGCGUGCGCAGGGACGGACACAUUGCUGGAGGACAGCGGCGGACAGAGCGCGGUGAAGACGGAGACCGUGGGCUCCAGCUGCAGCAACGAGAGCUGCGUCCCGACACCUGGAUGUCGGAUCUGCUUUCAGGGAGCCGAGCAGGGGGAGCUGCUGAGCCCGUGCCGCUGUGCUGGUUCAGUUCGACAUGCUCAUCAGCAGUGUCUGCUUAAGUGGAUCAGUGAGAAAGGCUCCUGGAGCUGUGAACUCUGCAACUACAGAUUCAACAUUCUGCCUAUACAUAUCAAACCACCACAACAGUGGCAGAGAGUCACCAUGACUCUGGUGGAGAAGGUUCAGGUUAUUGCGGUGUUUCUGGGUGGGCUCUUCCUGCUGGCCAGUGUGUCCUGGUUGCUGUGGUCAGCACUGAGCCCGGAGGCAUUAUGGCAGCGCAGUGACAUCCUGUUCCAGAUCUGCUAUGGCAUGUAUGCAGUCAUGGACCUUGUGUGUAUCGGUCUGAUUGUUCACGAAGGCGGUGCUGUUUACAAUGUGCUUUUGCGCUGGCGGGCUGUAAACCUCUUAUGGGAUGUCCAGAACUACGAUAAAAGCAGAGACCUAGAGAACACACACAGCCCUCACCGCAACUUAUGGCUACCCCUGACACACAUACACACAGUGUCGAACGCACACUCGCAAACCACCCGACUGGAGUCGUCUCCUCGUUGCCCACUCCACCUUUUCUCCAUGUGCCUGAACGGGACCUCCGACCUCUCGCCACAGGAGCAGGGCUCAGGUGAACUUGUCGUCAGAGUCACAUCAGUUUGACCUAUCGGUAAGCCCCGCCCCCCUUAGUUUGCUACUGUUGCUAACUCAGACAAAGAGCUAACUUUCUUACGAGUGCUUUGUCUUAAGAUGUUUUCAAUGCAUUUUGGAGACAGAAGGAGCACCUCUCGUUGAGAAGUGUCUAAGUGGGAUUUAAAAAUGCAAUUGAGGGAAACAUUUAAAUAAAUAUGGUGG
This is a messenger RNA of Danio aesculapii, 1285 nucleotides long. It is a transcript of the gene marchf11, whose product is annotated as membrane-associated ring finger (C3HC4) 11. The record is from RefSeq and is a predicted model, not a curated record. The transcript is spliced from 4 exons. Gene Ontology annotation, molecular function: ubiquitin-protein transferase activity; zinc ion binding. NCBI's taxonomy places the organism in Eukaryota, Metazoa, Chordata, Actinopteri, Cypriniformes, Danionidae. The coding region runs from base 74 to 1093 and encodes 339 amino acids. Gene Ontology annotation, biological process: protein ubiquitination.